Messenger RNA from Phytomonas sp. Hart1, 1461 nucleotides. The record is from the annotation of a GenBank genome assembly. Lineage: Eukaryota; Euglenozoa; Kinetoplastea; Trypanosomatida; Trypanosomatidae.
AUGUCCUCACCGGACUCUUCUCGCCAAUCUUCUUCUCCAGCCUUAUCGUCGACGCCGCGGAAAGUAAUUUACUUUGUCGACCACACUGUCACCGCCAUCGCCUACGCCGAGGGCCAUGUCAUGCGACCCUCCCGAGUUCGCGCCCUGCACGCCCUCGUGCGCUCCUUAGGACUGGACAAGGAGAUGACAAUUGCCCAGGCCCGUCCUGCCAGCCUCGAGGAGAUGGGGGGCUUUCAUCGCCAUGCGUAUUUGGAAUGCCUUCGCCAUGCCCCGCGGAUCUGCAUGAACCCUUUUGAGGCCACCGCCUUGUCCUUUCAGAAGGAGUUUGACGUCCCGGUGGGGUCGCUGAAGGGGGAUUGCCCUCUAUUCCCGGAGGUCUGGUCGCUCGUGGAGAGUCAGGCGGGGGCCUCGUUGGCGUGCGCGGAGGCCCUUAUUCAGGGGCACGCCCGCAUUGCGAUGAAUUGGGCGGGGGGGAUGCACCACGCGGCCGCCGCGCACGCCAGCGGGUUUUGCUUUGUCAAUGAUGUAGUUUUGUGUAUUCGGCGACUGCUGCGUCGCUUUCAGAGAGUCUUGUACGUUGACCUCGACGUCCAUCACGGGGAUGGGGUGGAGGGGGCUUUUUAUGGCAAUCCCCGCGUCCUGACCCUAUCGCUCCAUCAAUUUGGGGAUGGGUUUUUCCCGGGUUCUGGGGCCUACGGCGGGGCCGAGACCGCGCGGAGCUUCGCCGUUAACGUUCCCCUGCCCCCUCUUACGGGAGAUGCGGCCUAUUUGCAAUCCUUUCGCACCGCCUUGACGGCCUCGGUGGGGUGUUUUGAUCCGGAGGCGGUGGUGGUGCAGUGCGGGGCGGACACCAUCACCGGCGAUCUUAUCGGUCGGCUUUGUAUUUCCACUCUUGCCCACACCCAAUGUGUCGCCGAUCUUCUUUCUCUCGACUUGCCCACCGUUUUGUUGGGCGGGGGGGGCUAUCAUGUUUUUCACACCGCCCAAUGUUGGGCAAUUCACACCGCAACCGCCGUAGGGCGGACGGCCGCGCAGAUCCCUUACUACAUCCCGCGAGGGGAUCCGUAUUAUUUGGAGUACCGCAAAGAAUGCGCCCCGCUCCGGCCUACGCUUCAGGUCUAUCUGGAUGUGGAUGUGGAUCAGCCGCUUGGGUUGGAUGAGAGCCUGCAUUAUUGGCGGGAGUUGUGUAGAAGUUUGCAAAUGCAAAUGCGCGCGGCACGCCAAAUACGCCAGGGCUUUACUAAGACGAUCGACGCGGCGAAAUGGUGGCGCGAUGGGUUGGGGGUCGAAAGCUCGACCUCACCGCGCAGCGGCGUAGCGUCGGAGUUGCCAGAGCAGACUAAUGACCCUUCCCCCCCCUUACCAGCCUCCUCAACUAAGGGGAAGAAGGAAACCGAACCGUCGCAUAAGCGGCCUCGAUUAACCACAUCUAGUGAAGCAAAAAGGCGGUCUUACAACUGA